Molecule: messenger RNA, 601 nt
Organism: Sceloporus undulatus (fence lizard)
Lineage: Eukaryota; Metazoa; Chordata; Lepidosauria; Squamata; Phrynosomatidae
Product: mucosal pentraxin-like
Exons: 2
Coding region: 92-436 (114 amino acids)
Biological process (GO): innate immune response
Molecular function (GO): complement component C1q complex binding
Source: RefSeq, a predicted model, not a curated record
AAGAACCCACAUACUAUAGAGAAAGAUGAGAAUGAUUUGAAGCUACCGCAAUUCUGUUGCUCUCCUUUUUUGCGGAGUUUUGGAGACUAAAAUGGAGACACCAACAUCGGCCCUUUUGCUUCUUGUACUCAUUUCCCUCUCAGGAGUCCUGUCACAGGAAAGCUUGGACGGCAAAGUGUUUGUCUUCCCCACCGUUUCGAGUGAUGCCUACAUUCUCCUUCAUCCUGCACGGAAGCAGCAGCUUCAGCAUUUCACCCUCUGCCUCCGUUUCUUCACUGACUUGACCCGUACUUUCGCCUUUGUCUCUGUGGCUUCUCAGCAACAUGACAAUGAGAUCCUCCUGCACAAAAAACCCAAUGAAUAUGAGCUCUGUGUGGGUGGCCAAUGCAUCGCCUUCCAUGCCCCUGGAAACAUGGACAGCACCACUAACCAUUGAGUAAAUAUCUGUACAACCUGGGAUUCAACAAUGGGGAUAGUUCAGCUUUGGCUUGAUGGUCAACCUUUACCUAGAAAAGGGAUUGCCAAAGGUCACAGGAUCCCAAGGGAUGUGGUGAUGAUGUUGGGGCAAGAUCAAGAUUCCUAUGGGGGUUCCCUCGAUGCU